UCAUUCACAGGAGAAGAAGGUGAAUCCAGCGUCUGGGGGACUUCUCUGUCUGUCUGCUGGCAACCUGAUCGACUAACGUCACCAACGCUCAUAAAGUGGAGAAAUACAGGAAAUGAACAGAGCUGUCUUUUUCUGCAAAGCCGACCGGUUCAGUUGUUGCAGUCUGGUGGUUGUGAUUUUGGAUUGAAGCCUAUUGUUAUCAUUUACAAGCUCUCUUAUAUGUAACAUCAACUGCAUUAUAGUCAUCUGAUUUAUUACUGUGGAGCAAGCCCACCCUGAUUUGGACUGAAAACAACGUUGUCUUCACCGCAUCUGACCUCUAUCCAACCGAAAAAAUGACCACAAUCGAUAAGGAAGGUUGCAGAGAGGCUUACAACGAAGUGAGAGACGAUAAUACGGACACCAUGUGGGCUGCGUUCACAUAUGAAGGCUUUAAGAUCGUGCCUGCGGGACAAGGGACUGAGUAUGAUGACUUCAAGAAGAUGUGCACAGAUGAUUCCCGUCUGUUCGGCUUCGUCCGGAUCAUGAUGGGAGACGCCAUGAGCAAACGAGCAAAGUUCACCCUCAUCACCUGGAUCGGAGAGAACAUCGGUGGUCUUCAGCGCGCAAAGAUCAGCACUGACAAGGCAAAAGUGAAAGAGAUUGUGCAGAAUUUUGCCAAGGAGUUCAUGUUGAGCGACCAGAGGGAACUGGACGAAGACUACAUUCGUGAGGAGCUGAAGAAGGCGGGAGGAGCCAAUUAUGAUGCUCAGACGGAGUAGAGGAGUGCGACGGUCCACUGGAAGGGUUGAGGGUCUGGUUAUGGCAGGGUGGGGUGGGACGGGUUGGGAUGAGAAGGGGGUCGGGGAGUGUUGGGGUUGGGCUGCUACCUCUGAGGGAGAGGACGAGGCAGGAUGAAGAAGAUGUUUGGUGAAAGGGAACGGCACAAACUGAGCACACUCAUUUUACUUUCAAAGUGGAACAAGAGCUUAAUGUGAACUAUUUGUCAAUUUAAGAAAAACACAGGAACUCACUAAUACUAAGUGGCUCAUCACACGCAGAUCUCAUACCAUCACAGCACUGCGUAUGCUGCUUUAUAAAAUGACUUCUUACAAAUCUGAAGAUGUCAUUGGUUAAACAGCUUCUUAUUGGGCUCUCAACAAUAGCUUUAGAGUUUGAUUGUAGAUCAGUUUCUGAGUGUAUUGGCGUACGUCCUCACAAUACACAUGCUGUUGGUGCAUCACUGACAUGAAGACCUGCUUCAGGGCCCCUUUAUACCUGAUUUGAACAAAGCUUUUGUGUGAGCUCAUAACUUGGUUGACAGAUCACAUCCAUCAGUGAAAUAUUUCUUCUGAGAUUUUUCAUUUUUGCACACAUUAAGAAACUUGAUCAAUACCACUUUCAUGUCUGGAAGGUGAAUUUAUGCUACUCUCGCAGCCGGUUAGCUUAGCUUAGCUUUAAGAAGCAGUGAAACAUCAAGCCUUGCUCUGUCCGGAGAAAACACAAUCUGUAACUCUGGACCAUGGAUACUUGAAAGUUAAUCUUAUUUGUUUAUUUGUAUAAAGAGCGAAAUGUAAAAAUGAAACUGUUGCCAGGCAACCAGCAGACCCUCCAGAAAAUCACUGUUCCUGCCAUAGUUGUUAACAUCACAUAUUGCAAAUAUGAGGCCGUCUUGGUCUAAUGUAGGUAACCACUCUUUCCAUGUCAGAGUCAGGCUAGCUGUUUCCCCUUUCCUUCUCGUCUUAAUGCUAAUAUUAGCUGAACUGCUGCUGGCUGUAGCUUCUUAAUGAGCUGACAGAUAUGAGAGAGGUAUUGACCUUUCACUCUUCAACUCAUUAUUAUAAGGCAAAUAUACUGGAUACACAUCAUACACACACGAAUGCAUCAUCAGAAACAAGUGGAUGAUUGCUCUUUAAGAUCACAAACUGCCUUCUCUCCUCUCCUACCCUCGGUCCUCUCCCCGGUCAGCUCAUGGUUGGUUAUCCACUGUUCUGUGCAUCAUCAUCUCAUACUCAUCCUCAUCUCAGCUAAGCUGUCCGGCUGUUUCAAAUUAAAUCACGGCUUCAGCAUUGGAGAUAAAAUGUAAUGAGGAUGUAAGAAACUGAAGAGUUUCACUCCAAAUUUGAAGUGAACAACAACAAGAUUGAAUCUUUUUAACAAUGUUGUAAGAAUCAGUUCAUUGGCAAGAGCGAAUGCUUCUUUUUGAAAUGAAACUCUUUACGUGCAGGCAUGUGUUUGACACCAGAGCAUGCACUCAGUCAUGAUACACUGUACCUCCAGGAAGAAAAGAUCUCCAUUUUGUAACAAUAUCCUUUUUGAUGGUUUGUUUGGGUAAGCUUGAGUCAUAGUGCUAAGUACACAUUAAACCACCUCUUCAUCUCCAGCCAGACAGCCGUGUUUGGAUUACAGCCUUAAAUUAAACCAUUGCAUCUGACCCUGAGAUGGGCUGUAAUUCAUCCUCCUGUCAAUUGACAUUUGUGCUUUGUGCUGUGAUUUCCUUUUCUCACUAGUGCAAAUGUGACUUUUGCACAUAGCUCAUUGCUUAAUGGACCUGAGCUUGUCAAACCCAGGAGGAGCCAUCUCGGUUGUAGCAUCUCUUUAUUUGGUUUCAACCCUCCCCCCCUCCCUGCAAAAACAUAGGAUUCUUUUUCCCUCGUACCUUUUUAGUUUUUGAGAUGAAUUUUAUGUUAUCUGGAGAGUUUUACCUUUUGAUUUUAUUUGUAUGAGCAUUGUUAUCUUGGACAUUGGCAGAAGAGAUUUUCAAAAAAAAAAAAAGGAAAAAAGAAAGAAAAACAAAGUGGGCACAAGAACAGUCAUGUCAAA
Molecule: messenger RNA, 2802 nt
Organism: Labrus bergylta (ballan wrasse)
Lineage: Eukaryota; Metazoa; Chordata; Actinopteri; Labriformes; Labridae
Gene: cotl1
Product: coactosin-like F-actin binding protein 1
Biological process (GO): regulation of actin filament polymerization
Cellular component (GO): cortical actin cytoskeleton; site of polarized growth; actin filament
Molecular function (GO): actin filament binding
Source: RefSeq, a predicted model, not a curated record